AUGCGUACGAGUGUGCUGGGAGGAACGGUGCUGCUGCUUGCCGCGGCAGCGGUUGCCCCGGUGGCGGCGCGCAAUGCGGCGCCUGCCAAGGGCAAGGAGCCCAAAGCCCCUCAGACGACCGAGAACUACAUGCAGGAGCACAUGGCGAGCGAGCACCACAUCGGCGCCUUUGACCUCGCCAGCUUUUUUGCGCUUCACGACUUUGACCGUAACGGUGUCCUUGAUCGUGCCGAGAUCGAAGCCAUUUACGGCGUGCACCACUCGCUGUCGCGGAAACACUCGCCGAACGCCGAGGUGCACGACGAGAAGGCGGACAAGAUUGUGCGCGAAGUGCUGCGCCGCCUCGACAAGAACCACGACUCGAUGAUUACGCGUGCCGAGUUCCUCGCGGGCGGUCCCAACGGACUUCCGCUCUUCCCCGAGUACGGCAAGCAUACGCUUGGCCACCACUACGACGAGGAAUCCGAGUUCUUUGUGCACCAUGAAUCCAUCUACCACAAGAAUGAGGAGGACCAGAAGGCCGAGGCCUACACACACGAAGAGGACUACGACCACUUUGCGAAGCACCGUGACAUUGAGAACGAGGAGGAGGAUCGUGAGCGUAUCGCCGAGGGUAUGCCGACUAUCCAGGAGGAGGAGCGCCUGAAGGAGGCCGCGGCCAAUAAGGGCAAGGAAUUCGAGAGCAAGUAUGAGAAGCAGUUCACCCCGGAGGAGAUGGAGCGUGCCAAGAAGGAGCACGCCAAGGAUGUGCUCGGCGCCGCCGGCCGUGAGCUCGUCUCGAAGCAGCACGUCUUCAAGACGCCCAACGGCCCCCGGAAGGUCGAGGCCACCAAGGAGAAUGUGAUUUUCUCCGAGGGCAACUUUGGCGAUGAGAAUGCUCCUCCGGUCUUUGCCAAUGGCGAGGACGGUGCGGCGCGGGCGCCGGUCGACCACAUUGAUGGCGAGACGGAGCUUGCGCGCAAGAUUCGCCUGGACCGCGCGCGCCGCGAGGCGAGCGGCCGCCCCCGUUUCGGCUCGGGCAGCAACGGCUUCGCCAAGCCGCGUGAGGAUGCCGACCGCCUCAAGCAGGGUGUGCCGUACAAGUACCGUGUCAAGAAGCCGGGAUUUUUGCGCGAACUUUAG
This is a messenger RNA of Malassezia japonica, 1122 nucleotides long. RefSeq lists its product as uncharacterized. The transcript has 2 exons. NCBI's taxonomy places the organism in Eukaryota, Fungi, Basidiomycota, Malasseziomycetes, Malasseziales, Malasseziaceae. Gene Ontology annotation, molecular function: calcium ion binding. The record is from RefSeq and is a predicted model, not a curated record. Bases 1 to 1122 code for a protein of 373 amino acids. Gene Ontology annotation, cellular component: extracellular exosome; endoplasmic reticulum-Golgi intermediate compartment.